GGCAACCCUCAGUGAGUUGUAGCUGAGCAGCGCGCACGCGGCACUGCGCACUUAUCAUUGUCAGCCGUGUCAAAGAAGUGAAAGAGGAAGGAACUGUUUGUGCGCUGAGCAAGGAGGAAGAAAGCGAGUUUUGCAAUACAAAGUUGUUUUUAUUUUAUUUUAGUGCUUGUUUUGCUUUUUUUGUUUGUUUCUGUUUUUUCCGGACUCGAAGACAUGGCGAGGCUGAGCGAGCACGGGAUCCGUCUGAGCUCUAUGAGCCCAUCGUACCUGGACAGUAACUCCACCAGUCACACGUGGCCUUUCAGUGCUGUCGCAGAGUUAAUAGAUAACGCAUCUGAUCCCGGGGUCACAGCCAAACAGAUCUGGAUUGAUGUGGUCACUGUAAAAGAGGAGCUGUGUCUUAGCUUUAUUGAUAACGGAAGUGGAAUGACACCAAAUAAACUGCACAAGAUGCUCAGUUUUGGUUUCACAGAAAAAGGAUCUGGCAAAGGUAGUCACCAGGCUAUAGGGAUCUACGGUAAUGGCUUCAAAUCCGGAUCGAUGCGACUGGGACGUGAUGCUCUGAUCUUUACUAAGAAUGGAGGAUGUCAGAGUGUUGGCAUGCUCUCUCAGACCUUCCUGCAUGCCAUCAAAGCUCAGGCUGUCAUUGUACCCAUAGCACCAUUUAACCAACAGACUAAGUCUUUGGUAAUAACGGAGGAUUCAGAAGCCAGUCUGAGAGCCAUCCUCACACACUCUCUCUUCAAGUCAGAGUCUGAACUACAGGAACAGCUCGACACUAUCCCAGGCAAAAAGGGUACCAAGAUCCUUAUCUGGAACAUCCGCAGGAAUAAAGACGGGAAGCCUGAGUUUGACUUUGAAGCCGAUACAGAGGACAUCCGCCUGCCAGAGAUCCGCUCAGAGGAAAUGGAGGGGAAAGCGAAGAGGCGUUACUCUGGACCUCACAGAACUGACCAUAUCAUCCCAGAGAUGGAUUACUCUCUUAGAGCAUAUCUCAGCAUUCUGUAUCUGAAACCCAGGAUUCAGAUCAUCCUCAGACAGAAAAAAGUUCAGACAAAACUAGUGGCAAAGAGUCUGUCUAUGAUUGAAAACGAUGUUUACAAACCACAGUUCAUCAAUGAACGAGUGAAGAUCACCUUUGGCUUUAACAAUAAAAACAAAGAUCAUUAUGGCAUCAUGAUGUAUCACAACAACAGGCUCAUCAAAUCAUAUGAGAAAGUCGGCUGUCAGAUCAAGUCGUCUGGCCUGAGGUCAGGAGUGGGUGUUAUUGGAGUAAUUGAGUGUAACUUUUUGAAACCUGCUCACAACAAGCAGGACUUUGAGUACACCAAAGAGUACAGACUCACUCUGGCUGCCCUCGGAAUUAAACUCAAUGACUACUGGCGAGAGAAAAAGGAAAAGAAAGCAAAAGAAAGAGCAUUUCAAGCUCUUGAAAGAAAAAGCAAAGAAGGAAAUACUGAGGAAAAUGAUGAGACUGAGGAGGAGGAGGAGGAAGAGGAGGAAGAGGAAGAGGAAAAGGAGCAAAAAGAAAAGGAAAUACCGGAUGUGUCGUGGAUUCAGUGUGAGGACUGUAUGAAGUGGAGGGGCAUUCCUACUCACCUGUUCAAAAACAAUGUCCCUGAGCAGUUCACUUGUAGCAAGCACCCUAUCAGCCGUCUAAGGAGCUGCUUAGUGCCUGAGGAACCCGAGGAGCCAGAGGACGAGCUGACACCUAGCUAUGAGAAAACACACAAAAAACAGGAAGGCUGGACCAAACGAAGAGGAAAAUCUGUGGAGCGUGAUAAAGACUCAACCCCUGCUGAGAGCAGAGAGGGACCUGAGCCCACUUCAGAAACACCGGAUGAAACUGUUAUUUUCAUGGAAGCUGAGACCGAGAACAAAGACGAAAAAUCCACCCCAUCCUUGCAAUCCCAUCGCAACAAAAGAAAACCAACAUGGACGAACAAUGAAACCAGCAGCAAAUCACCAAAAUGCACUGACUCUGAAAAAGAGAUAUCAACUACUACAACAGAAUUGGAUGAACCGGCAAUAGAGAAAUCUCUUGAAGUGUUGGAGACAAACAGCAACAAGGCCACGAACAAUGCUCAGGAAGAGGAUAAAAAAACGGCAGUGUGCCCUGACAGAGAGAGCGCUGCUAACCCGAGUCCUUCGGAACAGCAAGAGGCACAAGGCUUACAGACUAAAGACAAGCCAAAACCUGCCUCUGGGCCCCCAAGCUGGCCUCAUCCAAUCACACCUCAUCCCUCCAUGGCAUGGUCUCACCCUUUACCCCCAGCUCAGACAGUGGUGGUUACUCCUCUUAGCCGUACCAGCAGGCAGUCGCGCCCUCUGCUCCGGCUCGAGAGUCCUGACCGGUCUGUGCUCACUAGCAGACUGGACCAACUGGAGCGCGAAGCCAAACGCCUCAGGAGGAUCCUUGGCCUACGAGAAGCGGUUGUUCAGAUGAGUCAGUUAUCAGACGGGGAGGUAUCAGGGUCUGUACAUGAUGGAAACACAGACUCAGGGGUUUCAACAGCUUCUAUGACAUCUAAGAAAUCUGGUCCUCAGACAGAUCAGCAAAGUCUUUUAAAGAAAUGUGUCAGUCCUGGAAGCCAGCAGGAAGCACCAGUUACCCCAGCAGAUGACCUGCACUGGAGUAAGACACUGGCAAAACUGCAAAGCCAAAACCAAGCGCUAUGUACAGAGCUGACUAAAGUGAAGAAGGAAAAUGAUGAACUCCAGAGCAAAGUGAAACAAGCAGAGAAGGAGACACGAGAAAGGAAAGAACAAAGCACCAAUACAACAGCCAAUACAUCCAGUAUUCAGGACAGUUCUGUACUGGAUCGAUUACGCUCGAUCCGUAGGAACGUUGUGUCCCUCCUUUCUUCCAUUUUGCCUAAUUUGGAUAUGCAGGGUAUCAGCUAUGACACUGGUGAUGUGGACAGCAUCCUGCAGCAGAUCAUCCAGGCCAAUAACCUCUGAGAAAUGCAAAUGCAUAGUGCAACAAGAACUAAAUUCAGUGCAGCGCUUAUAGCUGAGCUCCACACAAAGCGAGCUUAUAGGCAAAAAAAAAAAAAAAAACUCUGAUCUUGUUGCAGUUCUAUAACAAGGGUUAACAAUUGUUUCUUUACAUUUUAUGGCAUUUAGCAGACGCCCUUAUCCAGAGCGACUUACAACUGAGCAGGGGAGGGUUGAGGGCCUUGCUCAAAGGCCCAGCAUUGGCAGCCUGGUGGUGGUGGGAUUUGAACUUGUGACCUUCCGAUGAAACAUCACUUAAUUUUUGAGAGAGUGGGAAGCAAUUCAAAAAGCAUAAGCAAUGCGCUCCUGUGUUAUUAUGUUUGAUCCUGCAAAAGAAUUUGGGCCCAGUAUAGUUUUUCAGUUUACAUUCAGAAAUCUGGUCCUCAGACCGAUCGGCAAAGUCUUUUAAAGAAACGUGUUCCUGUUACAAAGUCAUGUGUAUACUACCUAGUUCUUUAAUGUCAGCAUUAAUUCUUAAACAUACUGCACUGAUAUACUGUAUGUAAUAAUAAUAAUAAUAAUGUGUCAUGGUUAACAUUUUAAAUGUUUGUUUCAGUGUUUUAUGUUAACAAGUGUGAGAUUUAAACGUGAUCCAGAGGUUUGCCAAAUGUUACAGGGCCUACAUUUUACUGUAAAUUGUUGAUAUCGAUUACAUUUUGAAUGAUGUUCCAGAUUUGUUUAGACCUAUAAGCUGACUGUGUGUGUGUACCUCCAGCUAUCCGUGUUACUAGUUUUACUCCCACCAAUAGCUUACAGUACAGUUUGUACUUUGCUGCUUUUAGGUUUGGGGAAACUUUUUUUUAUUCUCAGUGGAUGCUGUUUUGGCCGGAUCGUUCUUUUUGCCUAUCGUUAAUAUAUUUUUUGUUUUGCAAUAAAGUCUUGAGUAUUUGUA
Molecule: messenger RNA, 3889 nt
Organism: Silurus meridionalis
Lineage: Eukaryota; Metazoa; Chordata; Actinopteri; Siluriformes; Siluridae
Exons: 17
Coding region: 214-2961 (915 amino acids)
Cellular component (GO): nucleoplasm; nucleus
Molecular function (GO): zinc ion binding; ATP hydrolysis activity
Source: RefSeq, a predicted model, not a curated record